AUGCGAGAGAAGCAGAUGCGUAAGCUGGCUCAGAAAGAAAUGGACAAGAUGUGGUAUGAAGUCGUGAUGAAAGAAUCUGAAGCACUAGCUGCCCGCGCGGAGUAUGAGACUGUCGAACGUUAUCGUCGAGACCAGGAAGCAAAACAGCUCUCACUUGACAUAAUAGAACAACGGCGUUUAAAGCGAGCUAAGGAACAAGAAAUGUUGAAGCAAGAAACCCUUAGAUUGAAGGCGAAGUUCGAAGAUGACAAUAGAAAAGCUGCAGAAGAGGAACGGCAGCGCCAAGAGUAUAAGCGAGAGGUGGUUAGAGAAAUAAAUAAUGUGAUGGAAGACCGUAAGAAAGUUCUCGCUCAGAGAAAAGAAGACGCACGGGUCAUUUCAAGUACAUGGGACUCCCUCGCAGGUCAAGGUUUGGCUAAUGAAAAUGCUAAAGAGCAACGAAGGAGACGAAAACUGAGGGAACUAGGCGAAUGUAAUCGCCACAUGAUAGAAUUGAAGAAUAAUUUAGAAGAGUUUAAGAACAUCAGUGAUCCGCUUAUAUUUGAAGAAGGCCAACGGCGACAAGACGAGGUCGACCUGAAACGAUGUCGAUAUCGUGUUUACACACGGAAACUUAGUAAGGACAUCGGUGCCCAUAUUCAGAACCAAAUAAAAGAGAAAGAAGACGCCUUAAAAAAUCGUUGUGAUGAAACAGAAGACUAUAAUAAGCAAGUGUCCGAACAAUUAGAAAAGUUAGUCAAACAUAAGGAAUUAACUGACUCACAAGCACGAAAAUUGGACCAAAAAGACAUUCAGCGUCAGAUAGAAUACAAUAGAGUACUUCAGGAAAGAGCGAGACAAGAUGCAAUUCUAGAACAAAAGAAGUGCCAAAUUGCAAGAGAUCAGUAUCAAGAAGAAAUAAAAAAGAUGCUGUCCAGACCAUUCUUCAGCGAUCACGUGCACCCAUUUAUGAAGCAGAUGGCGUCAGGAUUGAAGAUGUGCCGCUGUCGUGCAUGUCCGAACUACUGCUUAUAUCCUUCUAACAAUUAA
Messenger RNA from Arctia plantaginis, 1029 nucleotides. The record is from the annotation of a GenBank genome assembly. Lineage: Eukaryota; Metazoa; Arthropoda; Insecta; Lepidoptera; Erebidae.